GACCCGCCAACCGCCAACGACCGCGAAGAAGUCACAUCACGCGUGAACCACUUGCAGAAAAUUUAAGCAUAUGCUUGCGUCCUCCUGCGUCUCUGUUUCUUCUCCACCCACGAUCAUCUCUCAUCAGAAUUUGACACUGAAUUUUCCCGGAUCGCAAUCCGCGAGGAAUUGCAUUUAAUCAGUAAUCUUAUUCCAAUUGCAGCUGACUUUCGUGGUUGUUCACUGUGUGAAGAAGCUACAAGUUGGGGUGCCCUGUUACAUUAUGAAUAAUGAUACUCGGUAUAUGGACGAAGGUUCUAGCUCGACUUCAUUAAGCAGCCAGCAAGAUGUUGAUGACCAGAUGAUUGCUGUAGUACUAUCUGAAGAGUAUGCUAAGUUAGAUGGUGCAGUUGGUCGACGCCUAUCCAACCUAGCACCAGUUGCGCAUAUUCCGCGAAUAAAUACUUUCAUCCCCAAUAUAAAUGAUGCCAGUUUGGAUCACCAACGGUUGCUGCAGAGGCUAAAUGUUUAUGGUUUGUACGAGGUGAAGGUCUCUGGGGAUGGCAAUUGUCAGUUUCGUGCUCUUUCAGACCAGAUGUAUAAAUCGCCUGAGUAUCACAAGCAUGUUCGAAAAGAUGUUGUGAAACAGCUUAUGGACUACCGUUCUCUGUAUGAAGGCCAUGUCCCGAUGAAGUAUAAACGCUAUUACAAGAAAAUGUCUAAACAUGGUGAAUGGGGGGACCAUGUUACCUUACAAGCAGCAGCUGAUAAGUUUGCUGCAAAGAUAUGCCUUCUGACUUCAUUCAGAGAUACUUGUUUCAUUGAAAUUGUUCCACAAUAUCAGGCUCCUAAACGAGAGCUGUGGCUAAGUUUUUGGUCUGAGGUGCAUUACAAUUCACUCUAUGAACUUCAAGAUGCUCCCAUACAACAUAAGCCGAGGAAGAAACACUGGUUGUUUUAGAGGGAAAAUGUUUGCUAUGGUUUCUAUGCCAUGUAUAUUCUGCAGAAAUUUUACAAUCCAGUAUACCUUUGGUACAUACAUUGCACACUCCGUCACAUUUAGUACGAUUUCCACUGUGAUGAUACCGAAGCAAUCAACACUAUUGGUUUAUUCUUUUACGACAGAAAUUGAUUAUUAUGUUGUAUGACAUAUGUCAAACUUUUGGAUUGUAUCCAAUCCAAUGUAAAUAAAAGUACAUUGCUCUC
Molecule: messenger RNA, 1185 nt
Organism: Rhododendron vialii
Lineage: Eukaryota; Viridiplantae; Streptophyta; Magnoliopsida; Ericales; Ericaceae
Product: OVARIAN TUMOR DOMAIN-containing deubiquitinating enzyme 12
Exons: 10
Coding region: 263-940 (225 amino acids)
Biological process (GO): protein deubiquitination
Molecular function (GO): cysteine-type deubiquitinase activity
Source: RefSeq, a predicted model, not a curated record